Molecule: messenger RNA, 2068 nt
Organism: Nezara viridula (southern green stink bug)
Lineage: Eukaryota; Metazoa; Arthropoda; Insecta; Hemiptera; Pentatomidae
Source: the annotation of a GenBank genome assembly
CUAGAUUCCACAUCGGCCACACACUAUGCGACAUGUCAAUAAACUCAGUGUUGGGCGUUGCUCUAUUACAUUUUGAUAAUCCAAAAUAGAUCAAUUCACUUUCUUCUUAUUUAUUUUUACUGAAAUGGUUUUGAAUUCUUAAUCAGUCUUUCAGAACGACAAUGGUUUAUUCAUUUUCUAGAAUUAUAAGUGGAACUUAUUGCUGUCCAUUCCUGUUCAUCGGGAGUGUAAGGAUGGUGAGGAGUGGGGAGGUGACCCAACACCGAAUGUGGGCAGUCUGUUCUGAUGAAGAGAAGUCAGAGGCAUGGCUCGCUCCGAUGUUCCUUCCAUUGCAGUGCAUUACUAAACCAUUCAACCGAUCGCCAUGAAACUUAAAGAAGUUGUUCCGUACACUCCUGGGAAGGUUUCUGGCAUAGUACUUCUAUCUUACGAUAAUUUUAUAUAUGAAAAGGCCGUUUCCUUUUUCUUCCUCACUACCGAAGUAUUUCUAAUAGCUUUAAUGUGCUUAGGAUGUACAAAACAAAUUGAAAAGUUCAUGUCCGAAUCUACUAAUCGAUUUGCAUUUAAUCUUUAUAAGGCUUUACAAAGUUAUUCAGAAAAUGUUGUUGUCUCACCAAUCAGUCUGCAGAUUAUAUUAGCUUUGGUGCAACAAGGGUCAAGAAAUACUACAGAAGCAGAAAUAGCGAGAGUGCUAUAUCACUCAGAAUCCAAUGCUGUACUCCUCGAAGGCUACAGAUCACUCAUUACAGACUUGCGGAGUCCUGUUUUGAAAAUUGCUUCAAAAAUGUUUUUGGAAAAAACUUCCAAAAUAUCACCUGACUUCCAAAGUAUUGCUUCCAACUACUUCUUGUCAGAUAUCCGAGGGCUGGACUUCAAAGGAAAUCCAGAAGGCUCGAGAGAAAAAAUAAAUGAUUGGAUAGAAGAAUAUACUUAUGAUAAAAUAAAAAAUCUGUUUCCAUCAGGCUCUCUGACACCAUCCACCAGAUUAGUUUUGGCAAAUGCUGUUUAUUUAAAAGCUCUGUGGAAAUAUCCCUUUGACAAGAUGAAUACUAGGGAAGGUCAUUUUUUCAUCUCAUCAAAUGAAGUAGUAGUAGUCCAAAUGAUGGCAUUAGUUCAGGAAUCUUUACCACAUAUGUAUAGUAUGAAAUUAAAAUCUCAAAUAGUUGAAUUGCCAUAUCAGGAAGAAGGAUACAGAAUGAUUAUAAUCCUACCAGAUGAUUAUAAUGGUUUAGCUUCCUUAGAAUCCAAGUUGACUUAUAAUGAUUUCUUCGCUGAGGUGUCUCGACUUGUCCGUAAAGAAAUAGAUGUAUAUCUUCCAAGAUUCAAAGUUGAAGAAAAUAUGGAUUUAGUAAGAGUUCUACAAAAGAUGGGAAUGCCAACAGCUUUUAGUAACUUGGCAGAUUUCUCAAGAAUUUCAAAUGAAUCGUUAAAAAUUGAUAAAGUAACACAGAAAGCAUUGAUUGAGGUAAAUGAAGAAGGCACUGAGGCAGCUGCAGGCUCUGCUUUUUCGUUUCAGCUUGUAUCUCUACCACGACGAAUGCGCUGCAAUCAUCCAUUUAUUUACUUGAUAUUGAAAGGUGAUACAAUUCUGUUUAUUGGGCGAUUGUUAAGACCUCUAAGUUAAGCCGAGAAGAAUCAGAUUGUUUCAUUGAAGUGAUUGAAGAUUUGAUUGAUUAAGAUAAAAAGUACAGAUUACAGAUAAGAUUUGUAUGGAAAAAUAAUUUAUGUUUUGUGGAGAUAUAAACUUCAAAACAUUUUAUUGAUAUUAUUUAUUUAUUUUUGUUAUCUUCUCAUAAUCUUGUUCAAAUAUUUCAUUGAAAUUGUAUUGUUCCGAGUAAUUGAUUUACAAAUUUUAAAAAAUAAAUAAAUAAAAUUGAACACAACGAGGAUCUACAAUUACGAUAUUUUAAUUCAGAUCAUUAUGGAUUUAAUGCAUUUUAAUAUUGUUUCUUAUCAGAAUUUCUCGUAAAGUUCAGCAUAGCUUAUUGCUUAUUUAUGAUCAUAAUUCCUAAACAUAACUGACAUUUUUUUAUAAAAGUGUAUAAUAUAUUUAUAGAUACAUAUGCAC